Pseudoliparis swirei is the source of this 7616-nucleotide messenger RNA. RefSeq names its product trichohyalin. The transcript has 27 exons. NCBI's taxonomy places the organism in Eukaryota, Metazoa, Chordata, Actinopteri, Perciformes, Liparidae. The record is from RefSeq and is a predicted model, not a curated record. Bases 143 to 7129 code for a protein of 2328 amino acids.
UGAAUGCAGCAGCCUCAUCUUUUUACUGUUAGUUUCGUAAACAUCAAACAUGUUUUCGGCGGUCUCGCGCAGCAGCCUCGUCGGGUGACGUCACCACCAGCAGCUUCAUCAGGAUCCCUGAAGACGAGGUCGACCUGUCAGCAUGCAGUCGGAGCUGCUGAUUGGGUGGCAGCAGGAGAAGGCGGAGCUUAAGCGGGAGGUGUGCCAUCUGCAGGAGGAGCUUGCUGAGAGUCGAGCAGAGAGGGAGGAGCUGGAGUCCAGGAGCAGAGCUCUGAAUGACAGGCUGUACCAGUCAGUGUCUCCCUCCCUCGCCCUCUCUCUGCAGGGGGAGGGGGAGCAGAGGGAGUGGAAGAGGAGGGAGAGGGAUGGUAGGGAGAGGGAGGCCCGGCAGGCUCUGCUCAUCCACCGCCUGCAGAACAAGGUGUUGGAGUACAGAGAUCAAUGUCAACGAUCGGAGCUCCAGCUGGAGGACGUAAACACACAACUGCUCAGCACCGAGUGCAGGAUUAGAGACGAACACAGCGACGCUCUGGAGAGCGCCCUCAUCAGACUGGAGGAGGAGCAACAGAGGUCUCUUGGAUUGGCGGACACCAACGCUCUCCUCCGGCAGCAGUUCAGCCAAUCGGAGCAGGCCAACCUGGCCUUGAGGGAGGACCUCCAGAAGCUGACAUCUGAUUGGACCACGGCGUUGGAGGAGGCGGGGCAUAGAGAGGAUGAUUGGCAGAGAGAGAGGGAGUGCCUCGCAGGUCACCUGGGGCAGCAGCAGGCGCGCCUGAUGUCCGUCUGGAGGGCCGUGGUCGCCCUCAGGAGACACUGCCACGCCCUGAAGACCGCCGCCGACAGGUGUGUGGAGCAACCUAGGGAGAAGGAGAGGGAGAAAGAGAGGAGAGAGGAGAAGGAGAGGGAGAAAGAGAGGAGGGAGGAGAAGGAGCAAGAGAUUUCAGAGUUGAAGGUUCUUCAUGAGACAAAAGUGUUCCAGCUGACAGAACGCAUUGAGGAGCUGUCUCGCUCUCUGCAGAAGGAGGACUGUCAGGAGGAGAGACAUCGAGACACGGAGAGGAGUCUUCAGUCAGUCAGCCAGGCUGUGGUCAAACUGUCCAGAGUGCUGGGCAGCAGCAGUCGGGCCGUGUCCCCGGACGGCGUCCUCAGUCUGGACCUGUCCUCCCUGCUGUCUGUGCUGUCCCACGCCGAGAGCGCCCUGCAGUGGAGACACGAGGAACUGCAGGGGGCGGAGCUCUCUCUGCGUAGGCUCCAUGAGGAGAAGACAGCUGUUGAGCUACGACUGAAACAGCUGGAGGACGACAACCAGCUGCUGAAUACACACUCCCAACACACACAGCUGGAGCUCACACACACUCUGGACCUCCUGAGCAGGGAGCGCGAGGCGUCGUCCUCACUGCGUCUCUGGUUGGAGGAGGUGCAGAAAGAGAAGGAUCGUCUGAGGAAGGAGAGAGACAGACAGGAGGAGAGAAACAGAGAGCUGGAGGCGGAAACACUGAGACGAGUGGAGGCUGAAGUGUUGGAGAACGUCCAGCUGACGGAGAGAGAGACUCUCCUCCGGAUGGAGAUCCACUCCCUGAAGGGGGCGCUGGAGCAGCAGCUGCUGGACCGGCAGAGAGCAGAAGAAGAAGCCUCCGACUCCAGAGACGCCCUGCAGAAGGCCAGAGGCAGCGUGGUGAGCCUCUCCUCCUCCCAGUGCGCGUUGAGGAAGGAGGCGCAGGAGGAGCGCCACGCGCUGGACAAGAUGGCCGCCCUGAACGCCUCGCUGGCGCUGGACAAGAAGGAGCUGAACCAACAGCUGCUGCAGCUGGAGGGUGAGCUGUCAGACAGCCAAUCACAGCUGAGGUCAGUGAGGUCAGAGGUCAUCUCUCUGCAGAGGGAGGUCAAGACCCUCCACCUGGACCUCGCCCAGCUCAGAGCUCAACGAGAGGAGGAGGCCGACAUCGUCCGUCAGCUCCGAGGAGGAGAGAGAGAGAUGGAGAGAACGCUGGAGGAGGAGAAGAGGCUGUUGGUCUCCCUGAAGGAGGAGAGAGGGAGGGAUGAAGAUCAGCUGGAGGAGCUCUCCUCCCAGCAUGCCUCAGUGUGUGUGGAGCUGAAGGAGGCGCAGCAGCAGCUGAGGCAGCAGGAGGAGGAGCUGAGGAGGAGAGAGCGGCAGCAGGAGGAGCAGCGGUGGGAGAGCAGGAGGCAGCAGGAGGAGCAGGAGCACCUCCUGAGAGAGAGGGAGCAGCUGCAGGAGGAGCAGAAGGAGCUCAGGUGUGUGCUGGAGGCCCUGCAGCAGCAGCUCCACCAGCAGGUGGAGCAGCUCUCCCAGUCGGAGGUGGACAGGAGUCAGCUGGUCACUCGGGUCGUCACCGUGCAGCAGGUCAAAGCAGCGCUACAGGGGGAGAUCGAGUGUCUACGAGCAGAGCUGGAGAGAACGACGACCAGGAGAGAAGAGGAGGAGGAGAGGAGGAAAGAGGAGAGGAAGAGCAGUGAAGAGGAAAAGGAGGCUCUGAGGGGAGAAACUGAGAGGCUGACGGAGGAGGUGGAAGACCUGAAGAGGAGGAGGAGAAGGGAGGAGGAGGAGGAGAAGAAGGCCUGGCAGAGAGAGAGGGAGGCUCUGAGCGAGGAGCUAGGGAUGAGGGACGGAGAGGUGGAGGCACUGAGGAGGCGCACAGAGGGGCUGAUGGAGGAGGAGCGAGACAGACAGAAGGAGGUGGAGAGGCUGAGGGAGGAGGUGAAGAGGACCGAGGUCAGGCUGAGGGAAGAGGAGGUGAAGUGGGAGGAGGAGGUGAAGAGGGUGGAGGUCAGGCUGAGAGAAGAGGAGGUGAAGUGGGAGGAGGAGGUGAAGAGGGUGGAGGUCAGGCUGAGAGAAGAGGAGGUGAAGAGGGUAGAGGUCAGGCUGAGAGAAGAGGAGGUGAAGAGGGAGGAGGAGGUGAAGAGGGCGGAGGUCAGGCUGAGAGAAGAGGAGGUGAAGAGGGUAGAGGUCAGGCUGAGAGAAGAGGAGGUGAAGAGGGAGGAGGUCAGGCUGAGAGAAGAGGAGGUGAAGAGGGUAGAGGUCAGGCUCAGAGAAGAGGAGGUGAAGAGGGAGGAGGAGGUGAAGAGGGCGGAGGUCAGGCUGAGAGAAGAGGAGGUGAAGAGGGUAGAGGUCAGGCUGAGAGAAGAGGAGGUGAAGAGGGAGGAGGUCAGGCUGAGAGAAGAGGAGGUGAAGAGGGAGGAGGAGGUGAAGAGGGCGGAGGUCAGGCUGAGAGAAGAGGAGGUGAAGAGGGCGGAGGUCAGGCUAAGAGAAGAGGAGGUGAAGAGGGUGGAGGUCAGGCUAAGAGAAGAGGAGGUGAAGAGGGAGGAGGAGGUGAAGAGGAAGGAGGAGGUGGAGGCGCUCUGCGACCGGAUGGAAAGAUUAGAAAGAGAGAAGGAGGAGAGGUUGAGGAGUGAAGCAGAGGAGGUGAAAAGAUGGAGGAGGAGGGUGGAGGAGGUGGAGGAGGAGAUCAACAGACUGAGGAAAGAAACCUCUGCGCUACAGGAGGAGAAACGACAGAGAGAGAGACUGCAAGAAAAAGAGGAGGCGAGGAAGAGGAGACUAGAGGAGGAGGUGGAGCUGCUGAGGGUGAGGCUGAGUGUGGCCAAGGAGGAGGAGGAGGAGGUGAAGGAGCAGGUGGAGCGGAGGGAGCGCAGCCUGGAGCGACAGAUGAGCGCCGUGAGGGAGAGGGAGGAGGAGGUGGAGGAGCUGAAGGAGCAGCUGAGGUUGGCUGUGGAGCAGAAGGAGGAGGGAGAAAGGGAGCGUCAGGAGGCGCACGCCAAACUGAAGCAGAGCGCGAGGAGGGAGGAGCAGCAGGAGGCGCUGCUGAAAGAAACAUUGGCGUUCCUCAAGAAGGAGAGGAGGGAGGGAGGAGAAAAGGAUGUGACCAUCUCCUCCCAGGCCAGGGAGCUGCAGGAGGCGCGGGCUGAAGGAGAGGGAGCAAAGAGGAGAGCCAGAGAGAGGGAGGAGGCCUGCGACGGGCUGGAGGAGGAGGUGAAAGAGUCGAGGGAGAAGGCUGAGCGAAGCUUUAAGGAGGUGGCGAAGGGCAACCGUAUCCUGAAGGAGCGAGAGGAGGAGGCGCAGCACCUACGAGCUAUGCUAAAAGAGAUGGAGGAGGAGGACGGGAGAGAGAGGGAGGCGCUCAGGAGAAUGGAGGUGGAGAAGAGGAGAAGGCUGGACGACAAGAUGUUAGAGGUGGAGGAGGAGAAGAAAAGCCUCGAGGAGAAAGUGAGACGGGUGGAGGAGGAGCUGGAGGAGGUGAAGGAGGCCCUGUGGAGAGCAAGGGAGGAGAAGAGGAGGUUGGAUGACAGAUUAGAGGAGAUGGAGGUGCAGGAGAAAAGAGAGGAUUUGAGGAGGACGGAGGAGGAGAAAGAGGAGCAAGGGAGAUUGGUGGAAGCUGGGAGAAGUCAGCACCUCCUUUUGGAGGAAAGAGAGAGGUCCAGAACGAGAGCGCUAGAGGAGGAGAAGGCGAGACUGUGGAGGAGCGAGAGGGAGGUGAAAUCUCUCAGGCAGGAGGUGCAGAAGGAAGAAAGGAAGAAUAAGGAGAUCCAGGAGGAGAUGACAACCCUCAAAGAGGAGGAACAGAGGAGGGAAGAGGAGACGCAGGAAGAGCUGAGGAGGGCUGAGAAGGAGGUGGUAGCUCUAAGAGAGGAGGUGAAAAGAGAACAAUGUGAGAAAAAGGAGGCACAGGAGGAGUGGAGGCGGAGGGAGGAGGCCCAGGAGGAGCUGAGGAGGAUGAAGAGCGAGGAUACAGUGACUGCUCUAAGAGAGGAGGUGCAAAAGGAGCAAAGAGAGAAGAUGGAGGCGCAGAAGGAGCUGAUGAGAAGAGAAGACAUGACAUCACUCAGAGAGGAGGUGCAGAAGGAGAAGGAGUAUGUACAAGAGACAUUAAUGAUGAAAGAGAAGGAGAUGACUGCUCUCAGAGAGGAGGUGCAGAAGGAGAAGGAGUAUGUACAGGAGACAUUAAUGAUGAAAGAGAAGGAGGUGACUGCUCUCAGAGAGGAGGUGCAGAAGGAGAAGGAGUAUGUACAGGAGACAUUAAUGAGGACGGAGAAGGAGGUGCAGAAGGAGAAGGAGUAUUUACAGGAGACAUUAAUGAUGAAAGAGAAGGAGGUGACUGCUCUUAGAGAGGAGGUGCAGAAGGAGAAGGAGUAUGUACAGGAGACAUUAAUGAGGACGGAGAAGGAGGUGCAGAAGGACCAAAGAGAGAAGAUGGAGGCACAGGAGGAGCUGAUGAAAAGAAGAGAAGACAUGACAUCACUCAGAGAGGAGGUGCAGAAGGAGCACAAGGAGAAGGAGUAUGUACAAGAGACAUUAAUGAGGACAGAGAAGGAGGUGACUGCUCUCAAAGAGGAGGUGCAGAAGGAGAAGGAGUAUGUACAGGAGACAUUAAUGAGGACGAAGAAGGAGGUGACUGCUCUUAGAGAGGAGGUGCAGAAGGAGAAGGAGUAUGUACAGGAGACAUUAAUGAGGACGAAGAAGGAGGUGAUUGCUCUCAAAGAGGAGGUGCAUAAAGAGCACAAGGAGAAGGAGUAUGUACAAGAGACAUUAAUGAGGACAGAGAAGGAGGUGCAGAAGGACCAAAGAGAGAAGAUGGAGGCGCAGGAGGAGCUGAUGAAGAGAAGAGAAGAAGACAUGACAUCACUCAGAGAGGAGGAGCGCAAGGAGAAGGUGUAUGUACAAGAGGCAUUAAUGAGGACGGAGAAGGAGGUGCAGAAGGAGAAGGAGUAUUUACAGGAGACAUUAAUGAGGAUGGAGAAGGAGGUGACUGCUCUCAGAGAGGAGGUGCGUAAAGAGCACAAGGAGAAGGAGUAUGUACAAGAGACAUUAAUGAGGACAGAGAAGGAGGUGCAGAAGGACCAAAGAGAGAAGAUGGAGGCGCAGGAGGAGCUGAUGAAAAGAAGAGAAGAAGACAUGACAUCACUCAGAGAGGAGGAGCGCAAGGAGAAGGAGUAUGUACAAGAGGCAUUAAUGAGGACGGAGAAGGAGGUGACUGCUCUCAGAGAGGAGGUGCAGAGGAAGAGGGAGGAGGCCCAGGAGGAGAAGGAGAGUCUGACAGUGGCGCUCCAGGAGGUGACCAGGCUGAAGCUCCUCCUGCAGGCGAGCCAUGCAGAGGACGAGCGUCUGAGGAGCGCCCUGAAGGAGGAGGUGAAGGUCAGGGAGGAGGCGGAGACGGAGAGAGGAGAGCUGGAGGAGCUGAGAGCUCGAGCCAAGGCCCUGGAGAGGAGGAGGAGAGAGAUGAUGGAGGAGCUGGAGGAGGCCCAGCAGGAGAAGGACAAGGCAGAGGAGAGCUGGAGGAGCAGACUGCAACAGGUGGAGGAGGAGCAGGAGGUGAAGCUGAGAAAAGAAAUCCAGAGGCUGAGGGAGAGCGAGGAGGAGAGGGUGGAGGAGUUGAGGAAGGAGGCGCAGAAGAGCCAGAAAGGAGGCGAAGGAGGAGGAGAGCAGGAGGAGCAGGAGGAGAUCAGGAGGCAACUGAAGGAAAGAGAAGCUGAGGUCUACUUGCUGACUCAGAGGACAGACGAUCUGGAGAAAGACAGGGAUCGUAUCCGAUUGGCCUUGGAGCGAACAGAGGCAGCUGUGAUUGGCUCCAGGGAGAGAGCCCACCAACGGGGGCGGAGCCUGGGGUCGGAGCCUAUCGCUAACGAGGCCGUGGCCCCCCGGCUGCUCGUCCUCCAGCUGCUGGUCGCUGAACUCGAGCUGGAACAGAAACGACUGAACAAGAAAAACUUUCACCUGGAAAACCAGAAAGAGAAACUGAAGAAGGACAGACAGUCCCUGAAGGACACACUGAGACAGGUGGAGGUGGAGCGGUGUCGGUUCAGACAGACUGACAGCAGCCGAUCUCAGGCUGGAGACACCACAGAAGUAGAACAGCUGAGGAGCAGAGUGAGGGAGCUGGAGGACCAGGUGAGUCAGCUGCGGCUCUCAUUGGCUACCGAGCAGCAGCAGAGGGCGGAGUUCAUCGAUCAGUCCUUCAGGAACAGCCAAUGGAUGCUCUCUCUGAGGCACGACCUCACCGAUUCGCUGGCCGCCGUCACGCGCCAUCCAAUCCCGUCCGUCCUGGAGUCUGAGACGCAGCGAUUGGACCGCAGCCUGAGGGAGGAGGAGCUUAAGCUGUCCCUCAGCCAAUCGUAACGCCUGAAUACUAAAAACACUAAACUGAGGUUUUCAGUAUUUUUUCCAGCCCAAAAGAACAGAAACUCUGAAGAUGAGAUGUAAAUAUAGUUUAUGUUUUUAUACAAGAGUUUACUGUAGUUUAUACAAAGUACCUCCAGCAGGACCUGAGUGUUUGUCCUCAAAUGAUCUGAAGAGGACCCUGAACGUCACAUGAAACUUCUCUACAUGUGUAGUUUAUCUUUACAAAGUUUACAUGUUUAACUUUACAGAUGUUUUAAAGUUUACAUGUUUAACUUUACAGAUGUAGUAAAGUUUACAUGUGUAGUUUAUCUUGACAGGAACAUGGCAGUUGGUUGAUCAGUUAUUAAAGUUAUGAGCCAGUUACAGUAUUUAUUGAUUUGUAUUCUGGCGUGGCGCUCUUGGUUUCCCAUGAUCCUCUUGUAGAGGUCAGAGGUCAGCUGUGUGUGUUUUGUGUGUGAAGCUCAAUAAAAACAGGUUUUGAGGA